Elephantulus edwardii (Cape elephant shrew) is the source of this 5028-nucleotide messenger RNA. It is a transcript of the gene ABCA5, whose product is annotated as ATP-binding cassette, sub-family A (ABC1), member 5. Gene Ontology annotation, cellular component: intracellular membrane-bounded organelle; membrane. The record is from RefSeq and is a predicted model, not a curated record. The transcript is spliced from 39 exons. Gene Ontology annotation, molecular function: ABC-type transporter activity; lipid carrier activity; ATP hydrolysis activity. Gene Ontology annotation, biological process: transmembrane transport; lipid transport. Lineage: Eukaryota; Metazoa; Chordata; Mammalia; Macroscelidea; Macroscelididae. The coding region runs from base 8 to 4936 and encodes 1642 amino acids.
AGAAAACAUGGCUACUGCAAUUAGGGAGGUGGGAGUGUGGAGGCAGACCAGAACUCUCCUCCUGAAGAAUUAUCUAAUUAAAUGCAGGACCAAAAAAAGUAGCGUCCAGGAAAUUCUGUUCCCACUCUUCUUUUUAUUUUGGUUGAUAUUAAUAAGCAUGCUGCAUCCAAAUAAGAAAUAUGAAGAAGUGCCUGAUGUAGAACUUGACACCUUGGACAAAUCUGUCCUCUCCACCCUCGUCCUCGGAUACACUCCCGUGACGAACAUCACAAGAAGCAUCAUGCAGAAAGUGUCUACCGACCACCUUCUUGAUGUCAUAACUAUUGAAGAAUAUGCAAAUGAAAAAGAAUUGAUAGCAGCCAGCCUUUCUAAAUCUACCUCCUUUGUGGGUGUGGUUUUCAAAGACAUCAUGUCAUAUGAACUUCGUUUUUUUCCUGAGAGGAUUCCAGUGUCUUCUACUUAUAUGGAUUCACGAGCGGGCUGCUCAAAAUCAUGUGAGUCUUCUCAGUACUGGUCAUCAGGGUUUACAGCUUUACAAGCAUCCAUAGAUGCGGCCAUUAUAGAGUUGAAGACCAAUGUUUCUGUUUGGGGAGAACUGGAGUCGACUAAAGCUGUUAUCAUGGGUGAAUCUGCUGUUGUAGAAAUAGAUAUCUUCCCUCGAGGUGUCAUUUUAAUAUACCUAGUUAUCGCAUUUUCACCUUUUGGAUACUUUUUGGCCAUUCAUAUUGUAGCAGAAAAAGAAAAGAAGUUAAAAGAAUUUUUAAAGAUAAUGGGACUUCACGAUACUGCCUUUUGGCUUUCCUGGGUUCUUUUGUACACAAGUUUGAUUUUCCUAAUGUCCCUUCUUAUGGCGGUCAUUGCAACAGCCUCUUCAUUAUUUCCACAAAGUAGCUGUUUUGUGAUAUUUCUACUUUUUUUCCUGUAUGGGUUAUCAUCCGUGUUUUUUGCAUUAAUGCUGACGCCUCUUUUUAAGAAAUCAAAGCAUGUAGGAAUCGUUGAAUUUUUAGUCACCGUGGCUUUUGGAUUUGUUGGCCUUUUGAUAGUCCUGAUGGAAGGAUUUCCCAGAUCGCUCGUGUGGCUUCUGAGCCCUUUCUGUCAGUGCACGUUUUUGAUUGGUAUUGCUCAGGUCAUGCAGUUAGAAGAUUUUAAUGAAGGUGCUUUGUUUACUAAUUUGACCGACGGCCCAUAUCCUCUUAUUAUCACUCUUGUCUUGCUGGCACUUAAUAGUAUAUUUUACGUCCUUUUGGCUAUCUAUCUUGAUCAGGUCAUUCCAGGGGAAUUUGGUUUAAGGAGAUCAUCUUUCUAUUUUCUGAAGCCAUCAUAUUGGUCAAAGAACAAAAGAAAUUACAAGGAGUUAUCAGAAGGCAAUGUUAAUGGGAGUAUUACUUUUAAUGAAAUUGUGGAACCUGUUUCUUCGGAAUUUGUGGGGAAAGAAGCCAUAAGAAUCAGUGGCAUUCAGAAGACAUACCAAAGGAAAAGUGAAACUGUGGAAGCUUUGAGAAACUUGUCAUUUGACAUAUAUGAGGGUCAGAUUACUGCGUUACUUGGCCACAGUGGAACAGGAAAGAGUACGCUCAUGAAUAUCCUUUGUGGACUGUGUCCGCCUUCUGAUGGGUUUGCAUCUAUAUAUGGACACAGAGUCUCAGAGAUAGAUGAAAUGUUUGAAGCAAGAAAAAUGAUUGGCAUUUGUCCACAGUUAGAUAUACACUUUGAUGUUCUGACAGUAGAAGAAAACUUAUCAAUUUUGGCUUCAAUCAAAGGAAUACCAGCCAACAAUAUAAUACAAGAAGUGCAGAAGGUGUUACUGGAUUUGGACAUGCAGGCGAUCAAAGAUAAUCAAGCUAAAAAGUUAAGCGGUGGUCAGAAAAGAAAGCUGUCCUUAGGAAUUGCUGUACUUGGGAACCCUAAGAUCCUACUGCUGGAUGAACCGACAGCCGGAAUGGACCCCUGCUCUCGCCAUAUUGUCUGGAAUCUUCUCAAAUACAGAAAAGCCAAUCGGGUGACAGUGUUCAGUACUCACUUCAUGGAUGAAGCUGACAUUCUUGCUGAUAGGAAAGCUGUCAUAUCCCAAGGAAUGUUGAAAUGUGUUGGCUCUUCAAUUUUUCUCAAAAGUAAAUGGGGCGUUGGCUACCGUCUGAGCAUGUACAUAGACCAGUUCUGUGCCACCGAGUCUCUCUCUUCACUGGUUAAACAGCACAUACCUGCAGCCACUGUGUUACAGCAGAAUGACCAGCAGCUCGUCUACAGCUUGCCUUUAAAGGACAUGGACAAAUUUUCAGGUCUGUUUUCUGCUUUAGACACUCAUUCUAGUUUGGGUGUUAUUUCUUACGGUGUUUCCAUGACAACUUUGGAAGAUGUAUUCUUAAAGCUGGAAGUUGAAGCAGAAAUUGACCAAGCAGAUUACAGUGUAUUCACGCAGCAGCCAGCAGAGGAAGAUACAGACUCAAAAGCUUUUGAUGAAAUGGAGCAGAGCUUACUCAUUCUCUCCGAGACCAAGGCUUCUCUCAUGAGCACCAUGAGCCUUUGGAAACAGCAGGUGUUCACAGUAGCGAAGUUUCAUCUUCUCACCCUGAAACGUGAAAGUAAAUCGGUGAGAUCAGUGUUGCUUCUGCUUUUAAUAUUUUUUGCAGUUCAGAUUUUUAUGUUUUUUGUGCAUCACUCUUUUAAAAAUGCAGUGACUCCUAUAAAACUUGCUCCAGACUUGUAUUUCCUGAAACCUGAAGAUAAACCACAUAAAUACAAAACAAAUCUGCUUCUUCAAAACUCUACUGACUCAGAACUCAGCGAUCUUCUGAGCUUUUUCACAAGCCAGAACAUAAUGGUGACGAUGUUUAACGACAGUGACUAUGUGUCUGCCGCGCCCCAUAGUGCAGCCUUGAAUGUGAUGUCCGCAGAAAAGGACUAUGUUUUUUCAGCUAUUUUCAACAGUACUAUGGUUCAUUCUUUGCCUGUGUUGAUGAAUAUCAUUAGUAACUAUUACCUCUAUCAUCUAAAUGUGACUGAAAACAUCCAGAUCUGGAGUACUCCAUUUUUUCAAGAAAUUACUGACAUCGUUUUUAAAGUUGAGCUGUAUUUUCAAGCCGCUUUGCUUGGCAUCAUUGUCACUGCAAUGCCACCUUACUUUGCCAUGGAAAAUGCCGAGAAUCAUAAGAUCAAAGCUUACACUCAGCUUAAACUUUCAGGCCUUCUUCCAUCUGCAUAUUGGCUUGGACAAGCCAUUGUUGAUAUCCCGUUAUUUUUUAUUGUUCUUGUUUUGAUGCUAGGAAGCUUAUUUGCAUUUCAUUAUGGGUUAUAUUUUUAUGCGGUGAAGUUUCUUUCUGUGAUUUUUUGUAUUGUUGCCUAUGUCCCAUCAGUUAUACUUUUUACCUAUAUUGCUUCUUUCACCUUUAGAAAAGUUUUAAAUACCAAAGAAUUUUGGUCAUUUAUUUACUCUGUGACAGCCCUAGUUUGCAUUGCAAUCACCGAAAUAACAUACUUUUUGGGAUACACGGCUACAACUAUUUUUCAUUAUACUUUUUGCAUCAUUAUUCCAAUAUAUCCACUUCUGGGUUGCUUGAUUUGUUUCAUAAAAAUUUCUUGGAAAAAUAAACAAAAGCAUGAGUACACCUACGAUCGAUGGGAUAGACUUUUGGUGGCUGUUGUAUCGCCCUACUUGCAGUGUCUAGUGUGGAUUUUCCUCUUACAAUACUAUGAGAAAAAAUACGGAGGCAGAUCAAUAAGAAAGGAUCCGUUUUUCAGGACCUUUUCAACAAAGUCCAAAAGUAAGAAGUUUUCAGAACCACCAAGCAAUGAAGAGGAAGAUGAAGAUGUCAAAGCUGAAAGACUAAAGGUCAAAGAGCUGAUGAAUUGCCAGUGUUGUGAGGAGAAACCAGCUAUUAUGGUCAACAAUUUGCAUAAAGAAUAUGAUGACAGGAAAGAUUUUAUUCUUACAAGAAAAGUAAAGAAAGUGGCAACUAAAUAUGUCUCUUUCUGUGUGAAAAAAGGUGAGAUUCUGGGAUUGUUAGGCCCAAAUGGUGCAGGCAAAAGCACGGUUAUCAAUAUUCUGGUCGGUGACAUUGAGCCAUCGUCAGGCCAGGUGUUUCUUGGAGGUUACUCUUCAGACUCGGCUGAAGAUGAGGAGGCAAUGAAGUGCCUGGGAUACUGUCCUCAGAUCAGCCCCCUGUGGCCGGACAUUACCCUGCAGGAACAUUUCGAAAUAUACGGAGCUGUGAAAGGAAUGAGUGCAAAUGAUAUGAAAGAAGUUAUAACCAGAAUUACAAAUGCACUUGACUUAAAAGAACAUCUUCAGAAAACUAUAAAGAAACUUCCUGCAGGAAUCAAAAGAAAGCUGUGUUUUGCUCUAAGCAUGCUGGGAAAUCCGCAGAUUACUCUGCUAGACGAACCAUCCACAGGUAUGGAUCCCAAAGCCAAACAGCACAUGUGGCGAGCAAUUCGAACUGCCUUUAAAAACAAAAAGCGGGCUGCUAUUCUGACCACUCAUUAUAUGGAGGAGGCGGAGGCUGUCUGUGACCGGGUUGCUAUUAUGGUGUCUGGUCAGUUAAGAUGCAUUGGGACAGUACAACAUCUAAAGAGCAAAUUUGGAAAAGGCUACUUUUUGGAAAUCAAACUGAAGGACUGGAUAGAAAACCUGGAAAUAGACCGCCUUCAAAGAGAAAUUCAGUAUAUUUUCCCAAAUGCAAGUCGCCAGGAAAGCUUUUCUUCCAUUUUGGCUUUUAAAAUUCCUAAAGAAGAUGUCCAGUCGCUUUCACAGUCUUUUUCCAAGCUGGAAGAAGCUAAGCAUACUUUUGCCAUUGAAGAGUACAGCUUUUCUCAAGCAACAUUGGAACAGGUUUUUGUUGAACUCACGAAGGAGCAAGAGGAAGAGGACAAUAGUUGUGGAACUUUAAACAGCACACUUUGGUGGGAGAGAAGGCAGGAAGACAGAGUUGUGUUUUGAACUCAUGUUGUGUUUUUUUAUUGAACUUACAUCUUUCCUUGAUUUUAACUUUUAUUCUAAAUAUUUAUUUUUUGAAUGUAACUAAAGAACCA